GCGUCGGCUGCAGCACAGCUUUACCACUCCCGAAGGCCCGAAGCCCGGCGCGCGCUGCGCAGACUGGGCCAGUGCAGUUGAAGAAGACGAGAUGCGAAGCAGAGUUAACAAAGAGAUUGCAAGAUAUAAAAGAAAACUCCUGAUAAAUGACUUUGGAAGAGAGAGAAAAUCAUCCUCAGGGAGCUCUGAUUCGAAGGAGUCCGCGUCUAUGGCGCCAGCUGAUGUGGAGACAGACGAAAGCGUGCUGAUGAGGAGACAGAAACAGAUCAACUACGGAAAGAACACCAUCGCCUACGACCGCUACAUCAAGGAGGUCCCGAGGCACCUUCGACAGCCCGGCGUUCACCCCAAGACCCCCAACAAAUUUAAGAAGUAUAGCCGGCGAUCGUGGGACCAGCAGAUCAAACUCUGGAAAGUGGCUCUGCACUUCUGGGACCCUCCCGCCGAAGAGGGCUGCGACCUGCAAGAAAUACACCCUGUGGACCUGGGGGAGAUGGAGACCGAAUCCGCAGAAAGCAGCUCAGAGUCCCGGACGAGCUCUCAGGACAACUUCGACGUGUUCUCCGGCACGCCCACCAAAGUCAGGCACGUGGACUGCCCGGUAGGCGCCGCCGAGGAGUUUGACCUGGAGGCCUGCUUAAUGGAGCCCCUGAGAGACUUCGCGGCUGCGAGCUAACGGCGCCCCCUGGAGGCAGCGGGAGGCAGGUGCGGCCUCCGCCUGCUGGCCGGCGCCGGCGCGGGCCGGCCGCUGUUGACAGUGCGCUCUGAUCCUACUCUUGCCUUACUUUCUUAAACAUUAACUUUAUGUAUAGUGCGUGUACGUGCAUGUUUUAAACUGUAAGCUGGACCUUCAUCCACGGAAAAUGGGACUUGACGCAGCCUUGCAGCAAACUUCCUCGCUCAGCCCCAGCCGUCCUCCGAGCUGGCCCUUCACCGGGUGCGUGGGCCUUUCGGGCUCCACGGCUCCACUUCCGUUGCUGCUGUCUGGAGCCGUCGGGCUCAGGCACCUUCGGUGCCGUGUGGAGGUUUGGGUUUUGACCCCGUCACUUCAGCCGGGUCCUCCCUCCUCCAGAGCGCCGAGCCGAGCCGUGAGAAGACCGAGCGGAGCUGCUCGUGGGUCUGGGGUCAGCCCUCGCAGGCGGUGCCGGUCCUCGCCAGACUCUGGGCCGGGCGGCCCGGGCCCGACCGCCGCAGGGCUCCCUGUGUAAAGUCGCUGUAAAUGGUAACGUGUACAGACUUCCUCUCGUGUUCCCUCGUAAACUUGUUAAGACUG
This is a messenger RNA of Condylura cristata (star-nosed mole), 1273 nucleotides long. RefSeq names its product stem-loop binding protein (gene SLBP). The record is from RefSeq and is a predicted model, not a curated record. Gene Ontology annotation, biological process: mRNA 3'-end processing by stem-loop binding and cleavage; mRNA transport. Gene Ontology annotation, molecular function: mRNA binding; histone pre-mRNA stem-loop binding. The transcript is spliced from 7 exons. NCBI's taxonomy places the organism in Eukaryota, Metazoa, Chordata, Mammalia, Eulipotyphla, Talpidae. Gene Ontology annotation, cellular component: cytoplasm; histone pre-mRNA 3'end processing complex. Bases 92 to 676 code for a protein of 194 amino acids.